Messenger RNA from Phytophthora nicotianae INRA-310, 687 nucleotides. RefSeq lists its product as hypothetical. Gene Ontology annotation, molecular function: alternative oxidase activity. Gene Ontology annotation, cellular component: mitochondrion. The transcript has a single exon. The coding region runs from base 1 to 687 and encodes 228 amino acids. The record is from RefSeq and is a predicted model, not a curated record. Lineage: Eukaryota; Oomycota; Peronosporomycetes; Peronosporales; Peronosporaceae. Gene Ontology annotation, biological process: alternative respiration.
AUGGAACAGACGCACCACCCUGUAGUCACGAUGAACGAGCGUGCCGCUUAUUUCGCCAUCAAGAUGCUCCGUGUGGGCUUUGAUAAGGUGUCUGGGUAUCGUGGGCCAGGAGGCGAAAUGACGGAGAAGGAUUGGCUUAACCGUUGCCUCUUCUUGGAGUCCAUUGCUGGUGUUCCAGGAAUGGUGGGAGGUAUGUUACGUCACCUACGUUCCCUGCGUCGUAUGAAGAGAGACUAUGGAUGGAUCCACACUCUAUUGGAAGAAGCUGAGAACGAGCGAAUGCAUCUACUUAUCUUCAUGAACCUGAAACAACCGGGUUGGUUCUUACGAACACUUGUGAUCGGAGCUCAAGGCGUGUUCUUCAACGGUUUCUUCCUCACGUACCUGGUGUCACCAAAGACUUGCCAUCGCUUUGUGGGGUACUUGGAGGAAGAAGCGGUGAAGACGUACACGUAUCUGUUGCAAGAUAUCGAGGAUGGACAUCUGGACGAGUGGAAGCAGAAGCAGGCACCAUUCAUUGCUCAAACGUAUUAUAAACUACCCCAAGGCAGUAAUCUUUACGACAUGGUCAAGUGCAUUCGUGCUGACGAAUGCAAUCACAGAGAUGUGAACCACAAGUUUGCUGACCUGGAUCAAGAUAAGGGCAUCAGCCCAUUCGUGAGCAACCACCACGGUGAAAAAGACUGA